CUGUCUCCUCGGACACUCAUUCGCCCCACCCAGCCCCACAAGCUCCUUUCUGCUAAAUAUCAGCCCCGCCCCCCGUGACCCCACCCACCGGGCGUGGGUGCAACGGGCCAGACUGUGCAGGGGGCACCCAGGAAGGUCCGGGAGCCAGGACUCUGCCCGGUGGCGGCUCGGCGGGAGAUGUUGGCCUGUAGCGUGGGGAGCUGCCUGCUGGCCGUGCUCAGCCUGGUGCUGCUCUGCAUGGCUCUCUUCACCGACUACUGGCUCCUGGCCCUCGGCCCCAGCUCCACGGGCCACAGCGGGCUCUGGCAGGAGUGCGUGGCUGGCGUGUGCGUGAGCCCAGCCCACGCCACCGGGUAUAUACAAGCCACACGGGCCUUCCUGAUCCUGGGCGCGCUGGCCACCGCCGCGUCCGUCCUGUGCCUCCUGCUCUCCCUGACCUCCUGCGUCCACAUCCCCGUGAGCACCAGCCUCCUGGCCUCCAUCGCCGCCUUCACCGCCGGCAGCUGCACCCUGGUGGCCAUGGGCGUUUACACCGGCGAGUCCUGGCACAAGAACCAGGACGGGCAGAUCCAACUGACCUUCGAAUGGUCCUUCUACCUGGGCUGGGCCGCGCUGCCCCUGCUGGCCCUGAGCGGCACCUUCGCCCUCGUGGCCCACCAGCGCCAUGUGGGGUACGAAAGCCUGUGACCGGAGCCCCAGAGAGAUGGGGGGCGGGACGGACCCGCUGUCCCCUGCUGGAGCAGAGCCGGCGCCCCCUACAGGGGAAAGGCCUCGUGCCCCAUUCCCUGCCCCAGCCGGCCCCGCCCUCUGCCGUGGGGCUGGCGGGCGGGCGGUGCCCCAGACGCUCACGUCGGUGGUUUUAGGGUCUGUUCCUCGUUGGGCCUUUUCCUGCUUUGAAAUAAAUCGUCUCUUUGCAUCCGA
Molecule: messenger RNA, 921 nt
Organism: Mauremys mutica (yellowpond turtle)
Lineage: Eukaryota; Metazoa; Chordata; Testudines; Geoemydidae
Product: protein NKG7-like
Exons: 5
Coding region: 178-687 (169 amino acids)
Cellular component (GO): plasma membrane
Source: RefSeq, a predicted model, not a curated record